GGCGCAGUCUUUGUCGUUUGCUUCGUGUUCUUACAGAUGGCCAAGCGAACAGCCAAGGAAGCCGGUCACGACACGCCCGACCAUCCAUCCACGCCCCACACGCGGGAGACUGCCACUACUGGAACACCGCAGCGCAUGACCAGGCAGGCAGCAGGAUCAGCCAAGCCAACGCCCAGCAGCAAGAGCCAACAACGCAACGCGCGUGGCACCGACCGCAGCGCCAGUCCCACACAACACGUUGGCCGUGCGCACGGCGACGAGAAUGAUAGCGAUGAUAAUGCCGAUGAUGAUAUGAGCAUCGAUGCGGCGGACAAGGGCGAUGGCUCCACUGUCAGCUCAGAUCAGAAGCAGGCGAUCCGAGCCGAUGACGCUUUAGCACCCGUCCCAUCUCGUUUGCUGGCCAUGACUAAGGCUCUGGCAAGCCAGAAUAGCAUUGUCAAUGCCUCACUCCACGGUCUUCCAUCCGAUCCGGCCGUGCAAUCCGUGGAUUUUGAGGUGUCGGACUCGGGGGAUGCUGAUAGCGGGUCAUAUCAGCAACGUUCGGCAGAGUCCAAUUUGUGGCGAAGGCUAGCUCGCGGAAAUCAGCGGCUAGGGCAAACUGUCGACAAUACUGCACCAGUCUCAGCAACAAGUUCUCAUUCAUCUUCUGUUGCAGCGAGUGCCGACGCUGCUGUCGCAGUGGAGACGUCGCCAUUUUGGUCGGCAUACCUCCAGUUGAACACUGACGCAUUCGCAAAAGAUUUGGAGCAAUUACGACAAGAGAGCGACAUGACUCCCAGCAAAGUACGUCUGCUUGUAGACUCGCUGCGGGCAGGAGCCGAACUGUGGACUGAGCAAGAGCGCCAAUUAUGGCAAGCCUCGUCCAAUCCGGCAUCCGUCAGCGCCCCGAAGCCCAAACCUAGUGCUGCCACUUCAGAGCCUGUACCCAUGGAUACCACCACGGACUCCAACGACUCGAGCACCGCACCAGGCGCGGAUGCAUCGCGCCGAGAACAAGAACCGACUGCCACCAAGCUCAAACAAGGCAGUGCUGCACCCGCGACUCCUGCCAAGCCUAACGUCAAUAUCGCUCCCGCUUCUACUCCGCGAUCUGAAAAACGCAAAACAAACAGCAAGUAGCUCCUGUUGGUUGUACAAAUAAAUCAACAAAACGAGCCAGAAUAAAAAACAAAACAACACCAACAUCAC
This is a messenger RNA of Capsaspora owczarzaki ATCC 30864, 1188 nucleotides long. RefSeq lists its product as hypothetical. The transcript is spliced from 2 exons. NCBI's taxonomy places the organism in Eukaryota, Filasterea, Ministeriida, Capsasporidae. The record is from RefSeq and is a predicted model, not a curated record. Bases 37 to 1119 code for a protein of 360 amino acids.